Alosa alosa (allis shad) is the source of this 1969-nucleotide messenger RNA. Its product is annotated as CCR4-NOT transcription complex subunit 6. Gene Ontology annotation, biological process: nuclear-transcribed mRNA poly(A) tail shortening. The coding region runs from base 173 to 1849 and encodes 558 amino acids. Lineage: Eukaryota; Metazoa; Chordata; Actinopteri; Clupeiformes; Clupeidae. Gene Ontology annotation, molecular function: poly(A)-specific ribonuclease activity; protein binding. Gene Ontology annotation, cellular component: CCR4-NOT complex; cytoplasm; nucleus. The record is from RefSeq and is a predicted model, not a curated record. The transcript has 11 exons.
CAAAGCCUGUGCAGUGCAUCAUGUAAAAUCUACUUGUUUGCCUGCAAGCCCUUUGUCACAAGCCAAGUAUCAUUUUGCCCUAAAAUUAACAAAACACAAAAGCUGACAUUAAUGGUAUAUUCAGGUUGAUUUAAAUGCACACUGACAUGUCACUUAUUACAGUGCUCCAGGAAUGCCCAAGGAAAAAUAUGACCCGCCUGACCCACAUCGGAUGCACACUAUUAUGUCCAGUGAUGAGGCAGCCCAUGGGAAGAAGUCAUACUGGGCUGAACUUGAAAUAAGUGGGAAAGUGCGGAGCCUCAGUUCAGGCUUGUGGUCACUCACUCACCUCACAGCUUUACACGUCAGCGACAACUCCUUGUCGAGGAUUCCCCCAGAUAUUGCCAAGCUACACAACCUUGUAUACCUGGAUCUUUCAUCCAACAACAUCAGGAGCCUGCCUGCUGAGCUUGGCAACAUGGUGUCUCUCAGGGAAUUGCUUUUAAAUAACAACCAGUUGCGGGUUUUGCCUUUUGAAUUGGGAAAACUGUUUCAGUUACAAACACUGGGAUUGAAAGGGAACCCUCUCACACAGGUGAUCAUGAAGUUAUACCAGGAACCAGAUGGUACAAGACGGCUGUUAAACUACCUGCUUGACAAUCUGGCUGGUGCCAUCAAACGCAUUCCAACAGAGCAGCCCCCAUCCAGGUCUUUGAUUGUACUACAAGAGCCCGACAGAACAAGGCCGUCAGCACUCUUCUCAGUCAUGUGCUACAACGUCCUCUGUGACAAGUACGCUACACGUCAGCUGUACGGCGGCUGUCCAUCAUGGGCCCUAAACUGGGAGUACAGGAAGAAGGCCAUCAUGCAGGAGAUUCUCAGCUGCAAUGCUGACAUCAUCAGCCUUCAGGAAGUGGAAACAGAGCAGUAUUACAACUUCUUCUUGGUGGAGCUGAAAGAACAGGAAUACGAUGGAUUCUUUAGUCCCAAGUCCAGAGCAAGAACGAUGUCUGAGUCUGACCGCAAGCAUGUGGAUGGAUGUGCGAUAUUCUACAGAACAGAAAAGUUCAGUUUGGUACAGAAGCAUACAGUGGAAUUCAACCAGUUGGCCAUGGCAAACUCUGAAGGGUCUGAAGCCAUGCUGAACCGUGUGAUGACCAAGGACAACAUUGGAGUAGCGGUGUUGCUGGAGCUGCGCAAAGAGAUGAUGGAACUAUCGUCAGGCAAGUCUCUGCAGGGCAUGGAGAAGCAAUUACUGCUAGUGGCCAAUGCUCACAUGCACUGGGACCCAGAAUAUUGUGACGUGAAGCUUGUGCAGACAAUGAUGUUCCUGUCUGAAGUGAAGAAUAUUGUAGACAAGGCUACACGCAGUCUAAAUCUCUCAUCCAUCUCGGGAGAAACAAACUCAAUUCCUCUAGUGUUGUGUGCUGAUCUCAACUCACUACCAGACUCUGGUGUGGUGGAGUUUUUAAGUACAGGCGGAGUGGACUGUACACACAAAGACUUCAAAGAGCUACGCUAUAGCGACUGCCUCACCAACUUUAACUGCAAUGGCAAGAACGGAAUAUCUAAUGGCAUGAUCACACAUGGCUUCAAGCUGAAGAGCGCCUAUGAGAGUGGGCUGAUGCCGUACACCAACUACACCUUUGACUUCAAGGGUGUUGUUGAUUACAUCUUCUACUCCAAGCCUCAGCUGAACGUUCUAGGCAUUCUGGGUCCAUUGGAUCCCCACUGGCUCCUGGAGAACAAUAUCAGUGGCUGCCCCCAUCCCCACAUCCCAUCUGAUCACUUCUCCCUGUUUGCACAACUGGAGCUGGUCCUGCCUCACUUGCCCUCACUUAAUGGAGUCCAUCUACCGUCUCGCAGGUAGUGAGCCCUUCUUGCACAUAGGGAGCCAUUGCGCACGAGCCAUCCCCUUUCUUCUCCAGACUGUAACUUAAAUUGACUUGACUUGACUUGACUAAAUGCACAUUCAUUUACAAAAUCUGCU